UUAACCAUAAUUUAUUUUUUUACCCCCUUUAUUCUUCACCCAGAAAAAAAAUUCCUUCCUCUUCUUCGUCUCUCUUUCUUUGUUUCCAGAAUUUCAGUCAUUCUUUGCUAGAUCGUGAAAUUUAUUGCAUGGGACUUUUUCGAAACUUUUUGCUCUCUCUUACUCUAUUUCCUUCCUUCAGGUUAGUCUUCUCCGUGUAAUUCCACCCCCCCACUUUUACGUGGAGUGUACAGUUUUUCCUUUGAAUCUGUAAAUUUAUCACAUCACAUCACUUAUAUAAUAAGGUUAUAUUUAAAUUCCAAUCUGGGUAAUUUAGUCGUAGUAAGCUAAUAAAUGUGAUCAUGUAUAAUUGUUACCUUUUUUGAACAUUCGGAUAAUUCAAACCGAAUAUCCUCUUCUAACUUUUCCCCGGACCCUCCUUUUUUAACACCAAAUCUUCUUUUCUCCUUAAUUUAGCAUUGUGGGUAGUGAUUCUGUCAAAAUUUUCUUUGUUAACCUUUGAUGUUUCAAUUGUUUUGAGGGUAAUCUGAAUUGGGUUUUUGAUGAUUUGAUUUGGGUUUUUUCUAAAAUCCGAAAAUAAUCGAGAAACUUGUGAGAAGAUCAUUGAUAGAUUCACAAAUUUCAGUACUUUGAAGGGUAGUUUGAAUUAGGGAUUUUUUUUUUUUUUUUUUGACAAUAUAUGUGUUUCUAUUUCCUGAGCUAAAAAUUUCCUAGAAAAAAAUUACGACUUUUAUAAGGUGGGGAGGUUGGUGGAUGUUUGGUACGUUAUAAUUUGAUGGUUUUUUCUAUUUCUAGUUUGAAUAUGGUGAAUUUAUCCCCUAUUUCAGAAUUAUAUGAUCAGUAGCUUGCACACUAUUGCAUCAUCUGGGAUGUCUAAACUAUAAGUUGAUUAAAAUAACUGUGAUCCGGGUUAGGGUGGAGUUCAAAUUUCGUUUGUAAAAUAUGUUCGCUGUGGGGAGGCUAGGAAGUUAUAUUAGCCGAGGGGUAUACACAGUUUCUGGCCCUUUUCAUCCCUUUGGUGGAGCAGUAGAUAUAAUUGUGGUAGAACAGCAAGAUGGUAGCUUUAAAUCCACCCCAUGGUAUGUUCGAUUUGGGAAGUUUCAAGGUGUUUUGAAAGCAACUGAGAGAGUCGUAAGGAUAAAUGUCAAUGGAGUUGAUACUGAUUUCCACAUGUAUUUGGAUAAUAAAGGGGAAGCAUUUUUCCUUAGAGAGGUUGAUGCAGCAGAAGGAGAAACGGAGUCAUGUUCUCUCUCUGGAGAUGAGAUGGAGGGGAAGUCUGAUAUAUGGAGAACAAAAAAGUCUAUGAGCUGCAACUAUGACGCUAGUAGGACAAAUAUGGUUUCAGAACUUGAAGGAAGCAAUAGAAAGGUUCUAACACGAGCUAAUAGUCGUCGGGAAAGGAUUUUGGGGCUUCCUAUAGGUAGACGAUCGAUGAAGGAAAACGGUUUCCAGGAUGGUGAGGCAAGUGUUGAAGCAGAUAGAGUUCGGUCUUUGGAGCGUGCUGAAAUUGCUGCAGACUUAUUGGAAGUAAGGUGGACAACUAACCUCCGUACUGUUAAAAACCACAAUGCCGGGGUUUCUGAUGAAAAUAAGGAAAACAUGAGCAAGUGUGAUAGGGGUGAUGAAACAUCACGAACUACUGCCGAAGCUCAUCUUGCAGAUGAGGUUGUCGCCUAUCCUCGGAGUAUCAUAGGUGAAGCGUUUAUCGGGGACAGUGCAGUAAACAAAGAUGUUGAAGAAGUUCCUUUUGAGAGCUCUGGCGCAGCGGAGCAUUGUGAAAGUGUCGAGGAUCUUUCUGUGGGUGCUAGAAAUUUGAACUUACUUCCUCUAGUUUCAGAGGAGGAAAAUUCUAUUGCUAAAUUGAGAAAAUCUACUGUUUCUUCGAGUGCUCAACAUUUUAGUGGUGAUCCUACCCCAGAGGGAAAUGAUAAAGUUACACCAUCAGAUAAUUUCAAAGAGGAGCAAUUCUUUUUUAGUGAUCUUGAUGAUCAAAACUUAGAACAUAAUCAGACCACAUCAUCAGGCAGUGAGAAAUGUCUUUCUGAAGAUUCACUAGAAGGCAGAGAAAAUGAAGUGUCUGAACUCUUGGAUGAAUCUAAUCAAGUGAAAUGCAUGCUUACUCAAGAUAAACUGCUCAUAAGUCAUCCAAGCCUCAGUAUGAACUCAAAUCGAGUGUCUAGCGCUAUAAGCAUUUCAAAAGCUCAUAAUUCUGUUGAUGAGGAGGCCUUGACACCAGUAGCAGAAUCUUUACCUAAUAUGAUGUUGGGUGGUGAUGAUUUAUCACUUAAUGCUCCUCAUCCCCUUGGUCGCUCCUUGGAUUCGACACUUGAAGCUUUUAUGAUGGUCAAUAAUGAUGUUGCUUCAGGCUUUAGUGGAGGGCAGACCCAAGUGGCACUCUCACCGCUCACAACUGACAGCUCUGACAUAUCAGAGGAGAUCAAAAAGAUCAUAUCAGAUCCUGCAGUAGAGGUAUCUCUUUGCAGACACUUAUUAUCUGAAGGAAUGGGUUAUGAAGCUGCUGCUCGUGCAUUCGAUGCUGAAAAAUUGGAUAUGGACAAUUUUUUAUUGCUUGGUGCUGAUAUUAUGAAAAAUGAUAAGCUUGUUGUUAGAAUUGGUGGUCUUUAUUUUCCCUGGGAUGCAGCUUUGCCUAUUGCUUCAGCAAUAGGGUCACAGCAAACAGGAGAAAUGCUGGAACCGGAAGGCAUGAUAGCCGUUGGUCAAGUUGAAUUUAAAACUAAUGAAGGAACUGCACAGAAGUCUGUAAACUCUAGAAACGGGUCUUGGAAAAUAUGGCCUUUCUCAUUGAAGAGAUCAGAUAGUAUUCAAAGCAGGAAUUCUAGCUCUGAAGCUGAUCCUGAGAGCCCUAAACAAAUGCAUGGAACUCCAGAUGCAGUUGUUCCCAAGGUCGCAAAAAAGAAGUUGCGGGCAAAGUUUCCCACUUCUGAACAGCUUGCGUCCUUGAAUCUUAAGGAGGGGAAGAAUGUUGUGACUUUCACGUUCUCAACAGCAAUGCUCGGGGAACAACAGGUAGAGGCAAGAAUAUUUUUGUGGAAAUGGAAUGCUCGGAUUGUUAUAUCAGAUGUUGAUGGGACUAUUACCAAAUCAGAUGUCCUUGGGCAGUUUAUGCCUUUGAUGGGAAUAGAUUGGUCACAGACUGGUGUAACACAUCUUUUCUCAGCUAUUAAGGAAAAUGGUUACCAGCUGCUUUUUCUUAGUGCUCGCUCCAUUUCACAAGCCUAUCACACUCGGCAGUUCUUAUUCAACCUUAAACAGGACGGGAAAGCACUACCUGAAGGUCCUGUCUUAAUCUCCCCAGACGGACUUUUCCCUUCCCUGUAUCGUGAAGUGAUUAGAAGAGCGCCUCAUGAAUUCAAGAUCUCAUGCUUGGAGGAUGUUAAGGUGCUGUUUCCUCUAGAUCACAAUCCAUUCUAUGCUGGUUUCGGAAAUCGAGACACUGAUGAGUUUAGCUAUCUUAAAGUUGGAAUACCUAGAGGGAAAAUCUUUACCAUUAAUCCCAAGGGUCAGGUUGUUGUUAAUCGUCGAGUGGAUUCAAAAUCGUACACUUCCCUUCAUACUCUUGUGCAUGACAUGUUUCCACCGACAACGUUGCAUGAACAGGAGGACUACAACUCGUGGAACUUCUGGAGACUGCCACCUCCAGAUGCCCUUAUUUGAAAACUCACAUAUCAUGAUUUGGCUGUUAUUCUGGCAUCAAAAUAGGAGGCAAGAUAUGUGCAUGUUACUCCAACUGCUAAGGUUGUGCAAAGUGCAGUUAAAUGGUUGGCUCAUGCAGUGUUGGUUGAUACUGUAUGUACCAGAGGGGGAAGACCAAAGAUCGUCUAUAGUUAUUAUCUUUGUUGUACAGAACAUUUGUAGUUUAAAUCACAUUUUUUUCUAACUAGAGGGGGGAAUAACAAAGAUGAAAGGAAAAGAACUGGGUAAAGAAAGUGAAGCAAUGAAUAUAGUCUAGGUCUUUUUUUUGUUGUAUUCAUUCAUUUAUUAUGAAUGCAAUAACCACGCUCGAUAGCUGUAAACUGGACUUAUAUAUAUAUAAUAUAGGAUUACAAGGGAACAUGGGUCGGAACUGAAGGAGAAAGAAAGUGAUGUAAAUUUGUAUGGAUGUCUGAGCUUCUUGAGAAACUUCUUGUUUAUCAUAAGCAUUGAGACACUGA
Molecule: messenger RNA, 4172 nt
Organism: Beta vulgaris subsp. vulgaris (sugar beet)
Lineage: Eukaryota; Viridiplantae; Streptophyta; Magnoliopsida; Caryophyllales; Amaranthaceae
Product: phosphatidate phosphatase PAH2
Exons: 12
Coding region: 943-3675 (910 amino acids)
Molecular function (GO): phosphatidate phosphatase activity
Source: RefSeq, a predicted model, not a curated record